This is a messenger RNA of Symbiodinium pilosum, 393 nucleotides long. NCBI's taxonomy places the organism in Eukaryota, Dinophyceae, Suessiales, Symbiodiniaceae. The record is from the annotation of a GenBank genome assembly.
AUGCUAGUCGUGUACGUCGAUGACUUUAAGAUGGCAGGUCCCACCAAGAACCUGGCCCUAAGGAGGGAGGACUUCUGGGAAGUAGACUUAGAAGCUGGUGCAGUGGUUAGACAUCAUGUGUACCCAAGAAAGAAGCUGUACGUUCCAACUGAAGACGACGUGUUAGCUUUUCCCAUGAUGGGGACCAGUCGUGUCACCGAGUUUGAUUCGAAAGAAGAGUUACAUGUUGACGACUUUAACCAGGGGGGUGAAGCUAAGUUUGAUUGGUGGACCGGCAGAACCUAUUUCCCACUGGAUCGUGAAACUCCAGUGGAAGACUUCACUUAUGCUCUUGCAUCAUACAAGAAGAAGAAUCCACGUAGCAAGACAGAAGCUAAGAACAAAGUCAAAGAA